Elephantulus edwardii (Cape elephant shrew) is the source of this 1629-nucleotide messenger RNA. It is a transcript of the gene SLC1A5, whose product is annotated as solute carrier family 1 (neutral amino acid transporter), member 5. Gene Ontology annotation, biological process: L-aspartate import across plasma membrane. The record is from RefSeq and is a predicted model, not a curated record. The transcript has 8 exons. Gene Ontology annotation, molecular function: L-aspartate transmembrane transporter activity; symporter activity; neutral L-amino acid transmembrane transporter activity. Gene Ontology annotation, cellular component: plasma membrane. Bases 1 to 1629 code for a protein of 542 amino acids. NCBI's taxonomy places the organism in Eukaryota, Metazoa, Chordata, Mammalia, Macroscelidea, Macroscelididae.
AUGGUGGCCGAUCCUCCCAGGGGAGACCCCAAAAGCCUGGCGGCGGAGGCGCAGCCCUUCCCCAACGGUGCCUCGGCGAUGGUACUGGUGGAGGACGAUCAAGACGCACCCAGGGGCUGCUGCCGUUCUCGGGCCCAGGUGCGCCGCUGCCUUCGCGCCAACCUGCUGGUGCUGCUGACGGUGGUGGCCGUGGUGGCGGGUGUGGCGCUGGGGCUUGGGGUGUCGCGGGCAGGCGGCGCUCAGGCGCUGGGCCCCGCGCGCCUGGAGGCCUUCUCCUUCCCGGGCGAGCUGCUACUGCGCCUCUUGAAGAUGAUCAUCCUGCCGCUGGUGGUGUGCAGCCUGAUUGGAGGCGCUGCCAGUCUGGACCCCAGCGCGCUCGGGCGCCUGGGCGCCUGGGCGCUGCUGUUUUUCUUGGUCACCACGCUGUUGUCGUCGGCGCUCGGUGUGGGCUUGGCUUUGGCGCUGCAGCCUGGCGCGGCCUUCGCCACCGUCAACACCUCGGUGAGGGCCCUGGACGCCGAUGAAGUGGCCCCCAGUAAGGAGGUGGUGGAUUCGUUCCUGGAUCUUCUGAGAAAUAUCUUCCCUUCCAACCUGGUGUCCGCAGCCUUCCGCUCUUACAGCACCUCCUAUACCCUGAAGCUGGUCAGUGGAGCCAACAAUGAAACCUGGGUGAAGGUGCCUCAUGGAGAGGAGGUGGAAGGCAUGAACAUCCUGGGCCUGGUGGUCUUUGCCAUCGUCUUUGGUGUGGCCCUGCGGAAGCUAGGACCCGAGGGCGAGCUUCUUAUCCGCUUCUUCAACUCCUUCAACGAUGCCACCAUGGUGCUGGUCUCCUGGAUCAUGUGGUACGCCCCCGUGGGCAUCAUGUUCCUGGUGGCCGGCAAGAUUGUGGAGAUGGAGGACGUGGUGACCCUCUUCGCCAGGCUGGGCAAAUACGUUCUGUGCUGCCUGCUGGGCCACGCCAUCCACGGGCUCCUGGUGCUGCCUUUCAUCUACUUCCUGUUCACCCGCAAGAACCCCUACCGCUUCCUCUGGGGCAUCAUGACCCCACUGGCCACCGCCUUCGGGACCUCCUCCAGCUCGGCCACACUGCCCCUGAUGAUGAAGUGUGUGGAGGAAAAGAAUGGCGUGUCCAAACACAUCAGCCGCUUCAUCCUGCCUAUUGGGGCCACGGUCAACAUGGACGGGGCGGCUCUCUUCCAGUGCGUGGCCGCUGUGUUCAUCGCCCAGCUCAGCCAUCAGUCUCUGGACAUGGUGAACAUCAUCACUAUCCUGGUCACUGCCACAGCGUCCAGCGUGGGGGCAGCGGGCAUCCCUGCCGGAGGGGUCCUCACACUGGCCAUCAUUCUCGAAGCUAUCAGCCUGCCUGUUGAUUAUCUGUCCUUGAUCCUGGCCGUAGACUGGCUGGUGGACCGGUCCUGCACUGUCCUCAACGUGGAAGGUGAUGCCUUUGGGGCGGGACUUCUCCAACAUUAUGUGGAUCGCACAGAGCCAAAGAGCACGGUGCCGGAGCUGAUCCACGUGAAGAGUGAGACGCUCCCGGCCCCCACUGAGGAAGGGAACCCCCUCCUCAAGCCCCACCCAGUCCCCACUGGGGACGCUGACACCUUUGAGAAGGAAUCGGUCAUGUAA